UUUCCGUUUUAUGUAUUAUGUGAGUCUGGAGGGUCUUUUAUUUUGAAAAUCCUUCAACAGAUUCUCUCGGUGGCGUUUUGGCGCCAACAUUGAUCCACAAGCAGCAAAAUGAACAGAACCAGAUCAGAUUCUUUGGAAAGUUUGUCUGCAGGCCCAGAGAGGCAGGAGGAUGGGUUUGUCCCGGUGGGUUGAUUCCCACAGUCCAAGCUGCUCUGCAUGAUCAGGUGACCUGAUGAGCCAAUGAAGCUUCAGACUGCAUCACCAUGGAGACCCAGUGUCUCCCUGAGCAUCACUUCAGCGUCUCCAGCAGGAGAAACAGCUCAGGGUCCAUCAGUCGAUAUCCUGAGUUAAAUGUUUAGAAAAGGAAAAUGUUGGUUUUGUGGCCCAUCUGCAUCUUAUUUUGAAGGGAUAUGUAACGGUUACCAUGGUGACCAGAGUCAGACAGCGUGAGGUCAGAGGUCGAGAUGAGAGGAGAUGUGAGUUCUAGGUUUGGUUCACGGUUUAAGGAUCGUUGGCCGAUUUCCCAAACCUCUGUGACCUCAGAGGCGAUAAAAGUCCAACAGGUUCGGUCGGUUUGAGAGUCCAGGAGCAACACGGAACCAGAACCGGUUCUACUGAACGUCCCGGUUCCAGAAGAAGAUCCAGUAAAACCCCAACAUCCCACAGAAUAAUCAACAUGAUGUAGAAGCAAUAGUGACAGUUUGUGGAUCAUAAAAGACAGUGGGAGCAGCCGCUCUAUUCUCCCCUUCACCCCAAGCCACAGUAAAAUUGCCGAGCCUUGACCAGUCCGUGGUGGUAGAAGGGUUGGGGACCACUGAGCUAUAGCGUCAGGUAGUCAGGAUGCACAUCAUUUCAUACUUCUGCAGCUUGAGAGCCCCUUGAGGACUUAGAAAGCUACAGAUAUAGUAUCUGAUAUUGGGGAAAAAAACUUGAAAUGGGACUGGUUUCACAGCCGAACGCAACUGCAGCAGUGAGGGAGUAUUUCAGAUUCAAACCAAAUGACUGAGGAGAACCGCUGAUCCUUUGCGAGCUGGUAUGUCACAUUUAUCAUAAAACAGUAGCAACUAAGAGCAGCAGUACAGCCAAAUUGCACCUAAAGCACGACCGUCCAAAGACGUUUUCCCAGCUGGGGAAUAAAGUACAAUUGGUGGGCUGUCCCAGUCUUCAAAUUCGCAACAGUCCACCAUCAUUGAAGCAAUUAAUCGACAAGCAGUGAACAAAACGGACGACAAAGUGGUGCGUGCUCACAGACACCAUAGUUGGUGUAAUUGGUAAUGAGAUGCUCCCAUUUAAUAUUCCAAAAAUGUUGCAAACAUUUGACAGACAAUCCAAAAUCCCUGGGAAAAUAUAGAAGUAUCACAAACAGAGAUUCCACAACUGUCCAACAGUAUUAAAGAGGACAUACUUAAGGAAAUAAAAGACAUUAUUAUGUGGUAAGUUCAAACAUGACCCCUUAUCUGAUCUUGACCAUUCACUAUGUAGCUGCUGACUGGACAUUUAGAGUCUCUAAACUCUAAAUGUUUAGAGACCAGAUAUGUCCCAGAUAACCAUACUGCUGACGCCCUUGAAGAAAACCUGAAAUCUGCUGUAGCAGAUUGGGGACUGGAUGAGCACAAACUGGGUUGCAUCCCAACAGACAAUGGUGCUAAUAUAGUUGCUGCAAUAAGAAAUCUUGGCUGGCCAUGGCUCAGCUGCUUUGGCCUCCACCUCCACCUUGCUGAUGUUGUCAACCGAUGGGGCACUAAGCAGAAGAAGGUGUUGGAGCAACUCCCAGCUGGAAGACGAGUCCUGGUUCAAGACAGAAAACAUGGCCAUCUCAACCCAACCUGGCACGAUGUUUUGGUGUUGGAGUCCAUCAACGCAGCAAUGAAACCACUGCCUGACUGAGGUCAGAUGUCCUCUCAGGGGAAACGCACGUCUGAUAAGCCUGUGCUGGACCUGAUUAAAGGCGACCUUCUCUCUCAAGGUCAUGACAACAGCACACUGACUGCCAGAAUUACACAAAACACAUCCAAGAUACUGACUGAAAACUACAGCUCACCUGCCAUCCAAGACCACCGUCUUGGAUCUGAGGUACCAUGGCAGCACGGACAAGGCAGGGGCAUUGGAUGGCAUCAAUCAGCUGGUGCAAGAGCAAACUGGACUUAGAACUGUCAGAAGUAAGUGAAGAAGGUGAGGGCUGCAGCAAAGCUGCUAGAGGAAACAAAGGUGACUCUACCGCUGCCCCCCACCCCCUGCAAGAAGAAGAGUCUAAGUUACCUUCUCCAAAACAGAAGAGCUCAACCAACAGGUCAGACCAAGGCUACAUAUCCACAAAGAGAGCAGGCUGAAGAUGCUGUUGGUGUCUCUUGAGACGUGGUGGCAUGACAGCCAUAGGAGAUAUCCUUUGAUGGCAAACUUGGCUCCAAAAUACAUGUGUAUUUGUGCAACAAGCACCAGUUCAGAGGGAAUGUUUAACACAGCUGGAAACAUUGGUCCUCCUGAGAGAUCCUGCCUUGAGCCACACAAACUCAACAUGUUGGAAUCUGUCUGACUAAAGUAGCUACAGAUCUGCUAUAGACUGUUGAGGCCAAUGGUCUUAUUUAGUGUGCUUUUGUCAUUUUGCACUUUUUGUUCAUAAAAAUGAUUUAGAUUUUAUAAUCUGUACUCUUUUGGAUGAAUGUAGUUUUUAUUUAAACUUUGGUUUUAUGUUGUGUUCAGUUUUUAUUCAAGCAUAUUUUUGUUAACAGAGACUGAGAGCCCAUUUUAGGCUGUUUUGUUUAUUUUGUUCACCAGUUCCAGUGCUAAAUGUUCUUUUGAAAAUAAAGCAUAUUUAUCUUUGGCAGGAUGUACUUGUAUUAUUAAGUCAUUAAAAUUACAUCGGAUCAAUAUGGGCCAAUACUAAACCUCACAUAUCUGUAGUGAAAUUGAAAAAAGUGGCUCGUGCAUCAAGUUAGUCACAACAAAGUCAUCUUUGACCUGCCAGUAACCCAUGUGACUUUAUAGCCACAUGACUCCCAGCAUUCAAUCCCUUUUGUUCUCGUGCGAAGGUGUGCAGAGUACAGGUGUGGUUGUACAAAGCUGGUAGCUUUUGUGUUUCACCGGUUUUCUUCUUGUGCUUGCAGCCUUGUUUAUGGUCAGUCUUGUCUUCCAGCACAAGGUACUUUCAGUUAGGUUAGGGUUAAGUGGUUAUGUUUUGUUUUUCUUUAUUCUACAGCAGUAGUUUACUGUUCACUGUGAAUGAUGGCUUAUUUGUGGCUUUUUUGACUUGCCUAAGGCAUUUUCUGCUCGUGCUUGAGUGAGUCCUUUAAUUUGCCUCUAUGAAGAUUGUGCUUAUUGUGAUGAUAUGAUACUUUAUCAUUUAUGAUGCUGCACUUGGCUUCGCUCCAGCCUGAUGACGACUCGUGUUGCUCGUGUGCAUCUCACUGUCGAACAACGCGUGGCCCAACUGUAGCGUCGUGCUAGGUCAGGCUAAAUCAACCGACUGGGCAGGAUCUGCACAGCAAGACCUGUUGCCACGAGGACAGAUGGUGGGCCCAAUGCAGCCUGCUGUGGAGGGACCUUUGAUGGACUGAUACGGGGAGAUUGUCCACAAAGGUGGAUCACCUCACUAAUGAACUGGCCCAAAUGAAGUCUGUCUUCUGGUGUUUUCAGGCAAAUACUGGCUGCAUGGCACUUCCUCCUGAGCAGGAUGGAGUGUCGGCCAAUGGUAACAAUAUUAUUUCAGUGGCAACCUUGGGUACGCAGUUCCUCAAUUACCUUCAAUUACCUUCUGGAGUUAAGCUCCACGAUCUAUGGUUUCUCCCUCGGAGGAGCAAAUAUGGGAACUGCAUGCCUGGCAGCCAUGCAAGAAGCAUCUAGGUUUGACUUGGGGCAAAUGCCAGUUAUGGAACCAGAGAUUGCCAAAAACCUGCUCCCAGUCAGGGGUCCAGACAACGUACUGCUUUUGUGUGGCACUGGUUGGCUGGUGCCCUCCCAGGCAUUCAAGAGGCAAGUUACCCCACAGGUAAUGUUUAAGAUCAGCAGUCAGUUAUUUUACCCCAGGGUCUUCAAGUCAGAAGCCAGCCCCUUGUCCCUAGCUGGGUGAGGAGGACGACUGUCAUCCGCAAGCCUGUGACGGCACAGGCACUGAACCAGGAAAUCUGCACCUCGGUUCCCAUGGACCUCUGUUGGAUCCAGGGGCUUUUAUUCAAAGCAGUUUUUUUUCAGAAGACCACGGGUCUUCUUUUAAUUUCUGAAGGUCUUACCUUUUCACAUGCUGAUCUCACAGAUGCUUAUUUUCAUGUCUCAAUUGCUCUGCCUCACUGGCGCUUUCUUUGUUUUGCUUUCCAAUGGAAGCAUUUGCAGAUUAUGGUUCCUGUAUGGACUUAUGCUGUCUCCCAGGGUGUUCACCCUAUGGGUCACAGUGACCCUCUCCCCAUUUCAGGAGCAAUGAUGAGAGUGAAUGUGGCUUUGGCCCAUCCCCUCCAAGGCUUCCUGGAGCAGCAUCCUUCUACUGAGUGUUCCUUUGGGAUGCUCCAUGAAUCAGACCGGUUGAGGAUGGACUGUCCCAGCUGUAGAAAGAGCACCUGUUCCAAGUGCAGGUCACCUUGGUCUCCUCACCAUCAGGGACUUUCCUGUACAGAGUUCAAGGUGUGGCAACAGCAGACCCAGCAGGACUGGGACAGCUCCAUGUGGGCCUACAAAACCAUCGAGUGUCCUCGUUGUCAGUUCGUCUUCAGCCUGUCUAAAGGAGGGUGUCUUCACUUCACCUGCUCUCAGUGUCGCCAUCAGUUCUGUGGCGGCUGCAGUCAGCGCUUUGCUCUGGGCUCGACUUGCAGCUUCUCCACUCAGUGUGCGUCCAGAGGUCUCCAUGCGCACCACCCCAGGGACUGUCUAUACCACCUGAGAGACUGGAGCGUGACCCGGCUGCACCGGCUGUUGCAGCACUAUAGAGUGUCUCCUUCCUGGUUGGAACCGUCCAAUGGCAGCUUGGCUCAGUGCAGUCAGACAGUGGCGUGUUUCGUGCCAGAACUGCGAGAUGAUAGUGGUAUGACGAAGGAAGAGCCUUGCGGACGGCCGGCUCCGUACGGAGGAUACUGCCAGGCUCACUACAAGGAGCGUCUGGUGGAGCAGAUCAACCAGUGUAGCGCCGACCCGGCCGUCCUCUUCAGUCCUGCAGAAAUGAUCGCAGAGCUGCGGCGAUGGAACAUUGUCGUUCCAAGCAGAAAGCCUGAAGAGCCAGAGCCGCUGUACGCCCAUCGCCUCCGCCUGGUGCUGACUAAUUGCCUUCCUCUCAUGAAGCAGCGAUGCAUUUCAUCAGAGACAUCAGCAGCUGCUCCGCCCACUGCUCCGCCACAGUCAACCCAACCAAUCAGAUGAUGUCUGAUAACUUCAAACAAGUCAAAGGGAACCAAUGAGAGAAGUAUUCCAGUUGCAACAACCUGAGCUAAUUGACGUUUGCCAUGGUUGAUAACAAGGUUAACGAGUUUCCAUCCUCUCAUCAGCCUUUGGUUUAUUUAACUUAUUCUUUCUCUUGGAAAAAAAAAAAAUUUAACUGAAAUUGUUUUAAACAAGAACAAGAAACUUUGUUCUGCUCCUCACGGCUCAAAAUGUAAACAGUUCUUUUAAAAAGGUGAAGCUUAACGAGCGUUAGUGAUAAACAAGGUGAAGCUUAACGAGCGUUAGUGAUUAACGAGGUGAAGCUUAACGAGCGUUAGUGAUUAACGAGGUCAGGGUUCUGGUUCUAGCUGCUCGGUUUUCUUCACUUUAAUAAAAUUUGUCAUUUUCUCUCUC
Messenger RNA from Poeciliopsis prolifica (blackstripe livebearer), 5754 nucleotides. RefSeq names its product E3 ubiquitin-protein ligase RNF31. Lineage: Eukaryota; Metazoa; Chordata; Actinopteri; Cyprinodontiformes; Poeciliidae. Gene Ontology annotation, cellular component: LUBAC complex. The record is from RefSeq and is a predicted model, not a curated record. Gene Ontology annotation, biological process: protein linear polyubiquitination. The transcript is spliced from 9 exons. Bases 4138 to 5340 code for a protein of 400 amino acids. Gene Ontology annotation, molecular function: linear polyubiquitin binding; zinc ion binding; K63-linked polyubiquitin modification-dependent protein binding.